Messenger RNA from Momordica charantia (bitter melon), 1120 nucleotides. The record is from RefSeq and is a predicted model, not a curated record. NCBI's taxonomy places the organism in Eukaryota, Viridiplantae, Streptophyta, Magnoliopsida, Cucurbitales, Cucurbitaceae.
GCUGUUGAAAUCGGAAAGCAAAUGGCGCGGAAGCUCUUUAUUCAUCAUGUCUUUGGGGAAAAUGAAUUUGAAGAUGGGAACCAUUUCUACCGGUUCCUGGAGCAUGGGCCAUUUAUUCCUCGGUGCUUCAAUUUCCUGGGAUCCGUUAACGACAACCAGCCCAAGCCCGCUGCCAUUGUUGCGCAAAGACUGGCCAAGAUCAUGUCCGCCAUUUUAGAAUCCUAUGCCUCUGAAGACCUUCAACAUGUCGAUUAUCUCUCCAUUAGCAACAGUGAAGAAUUUCGAAGGUAUAUAAAUUUAGUACUUGAACUUCACCGCGUGAACCUCUUGGAACUGUCGCAUGAUGAAAAGUUGGCAUUCUUCUUAAACCUGUACAAUGCCAUGGUCAUACAUGGCUUAAUCAGAUUUGGACGACCAGAGGGCGUAAUAGACAGAAAAUCCUUCUUCUCCGACUUCCAGUACUUGGUGGGUGGACAGCCUUAUCCACUAAUGGCCAUAAAGAAUGGGAUUCUCAGAGGUAAUAAGAGGCCACCAUAUUCCUUUGUCAAGCCCUUCAGCAACGGCGACAAGCGAUUGGAGCUUGCGUUUGGAAAAGUGAAUCCAUUAAUUCACUUUGGACUGUGCAAUGGCACAAAGUCAAGCCCAAGAGUGAGAUUCUAUACUCCUCAAGGAGUCGAAGCAGAAUUGAGAUGCGCCGCAAGGGAAUUCUUCCAAAGUGGGGGAGUGGAGGUUGACUUGGACAAAAGAACUGUGUACCUCACUGGCAUUAUCAAGUGGUUCAGUGUGGACUUUGGACAUGAGAAAGAGAUUCUGAGGUGGAUCAUGAGCUUCUUGGAUGCCAAGAAAGCAGGCCUUUUGACACACCUUUUGGGAGAUGGAGGUCCAGUCAACAUAGCCUACCAGAACUAUAAUUGGACCAUGAACUCUUCUUGAUGAUCACUUUCCCAUUACAAAGGACAAAAAUCUUCAAGGAUUUUGUUUUGUUUGUGUGCUUUGUCAUGGCAUGCCCUUGCCAACAAUUAUUGUAAAUAAUAUAUAGCUUUUCUUCUUUAUCAGUUAUCACCUCUAUGCUAAGUUUUCCCAGAAUGCCAAUUUUUCUGGGGUGGGGGUGUCUCUGGGG